Messenger RNA from Rotaria sp. Silwood2, 1011 nucleotides. The record is from the annotation of a GenBank genome assembly. Lineage: Eukaryota; Metazoa; Rotifera; Eurotatoria; Philodinida; Philodinidae.
AUGGACUUGUCGCGACGUUAUCGAUCGACUUAUUUUGUUUUAUUAAUACUUCCAUAUUUACUUAUUAUGUAUUCAUACUUUUUAAAAUCAUCAUCAUCAUCAUCAUCAAUCAAUAAUGCAAUGCAAAUAAAACAAUCAUCUCGUUCACUAAAAUCAAUUGAUACUGGACGAGUUUUAGUUAUUUAUGUUUGGGCUGAUACAGAUGUCCAGGCAGUUGGUAACCUUCAAUUUUUUAUUCGUUAUGGUGUUCAUCCAUCACAACCAGCUGAUUAUUAUUUUAUUUUACAAAAAGUCAAUAACAAACUAGUGAAUGAAUCGGGCUUACCUAUGCUUCCAUCCAAUGCACAUUAUAUUCAACAUGAAAAUGAAUGUUUUGAUUUUGGUACAGUUGGAUGGUUUUUAUCAAGUAAAGUUGUUGAUAUAACUUUAUAUAAAUACUUUAUUUUUAUGAAUGCAUCAAUACGUGGACCAUUUUUCGCGACUUAUUUUGAUGAUGAACGCAUAUGGUGGUUUACAAUAUUUACUAAACGUUUAAAUGAUGAAAUAAAACUUGUCGGUCCAACAAUCAAUUGUGAACAUAAACCACAUGUGCAAAGCUAUUUGUUGGCCACUGAUCAAAUCGGUUUAUCUAUUUUAACUGAUAAAAAGAGUGGAGUAUUAAAUUGUAAAAAAGAUUAUGGUGAUGCCGUUUUUAAUGGUGAAAUAGGUGCAAGUCAACUUAUUCUUCAUGCUAAUUAUCAAAUAGCAUCAUUACAAACAAAAUAUCAAGGUUGGGAUUUUCGUAAAAAGAAAAACUGGGCUUGUAAUAAUCGAGUUAGUCCGAUAUUUUUUGAUCGCUCUAUUGAUGGUAUUACACAUGAUCCGUAUGAACUUGUAUUUGUUAAGUAUAAAGGUUUACCGCCAUUUGAUUCCGAUCUUGAACGACGUGCAUUAAUCUAUGAAAAAUGGCUAGAAGGACAACAAACUGAACGAAAAUCUCGGCGUUUCAUGUAUAAUUCGACUGUUAGUUAA